CAAUUUAGAGCCGCGCGCCGGUUGAGGACGUAAAAUGGCGGAGUAGUUAAGCGCAGCGGUUGGUACUGAGUCUGUGGCCUGACUUCGAUUGGGGUCUCGGCAGCAGCAGUUAUCACUGAGCAAAGACUACCUACGGUAUUUGGCCAAGAUGCCAAAUAUCAAAAUCUUCAGCGGCAGCUCCCAUCAGGACUUGUCCCAGAAAAUUGCUGAUCGCCUGGGCCUGGAGCUAGGCAAGGUGGUGACUAAGAAAUUCAGCAACCAGGAGACCUGUGUUGAAAUUGGUGAAAGUGUACGUGGAGAGGAUGUCUACAUUGUUCAGAGUGGCUGUGGUGAAAUUAACGACAAUUUAAUGGAGCUUUUGAUCAUGAUUAAUGCCUGUAAGAUUGCUUCAGCUAGCCGGGUUACUGCAGUCAUCCCGUGCUUUCCUUAUGCCCGGCAGGAUAAGAAGGAUAAGAGCCGGGCUCCAAUCUCAGCCAAGCUUGUUGCAAAUAUGCUUUCCGUAGCAGGUGCAGAUCAUAUUAUCACCAUGGACCUUCAUGCUUCUCAAAUUCAGGGCUUUUUUGAUAUCCCUGUGGACAAUUUGUAUGCAGAGCCAGCUGUCCUGAAGUGGAUAAGGGAGAACAUCUCUGAGUGGAGGAACUGCACUAUUGUCUCACCUGAUGCUGGGGGAGCUAAGAGAGUUACCUCUAUCGCAGACCGGUUGAAUGUUGACUUUGCCUUGAUUCACAAAGAACGGAAAAAAGCCAAUGAAGUGGACCGCAUGGUGCUGGUGGGAGACGUGAAGGAUCGGGUGGCCAUUCUAGUAGAUGACAUGGCUGACACUUGUGGCACAAUCUGCCAUGCAGCUGACAAACUUCUUUCAGCUGGAGCCACUAGAGUUUAUGCUAUCUUGACUCACGGAAUCUUUUCUGGCCCAGCCAUUUCUCGCAUUAACAAUGCAUGCUUUGAAGCAGUAGUGGUCACCAAUACCAUACCUCAGGAGGAUAAGAUGAAGCAUUGCUCCAAAAUACAGGUGAUCGACAUCUCCAUGAUCCUUGCAGAAGCCAUCAGGAGAACUCACAAUGGGGAAUCUGUUUCCUACCUGUUUAGCCAUGUCCCUUUAUAAUAGAAUAACUUCUGAGGCUUUUAAAAAAUAAAGUGAACCCCGACCCUUGUUUUCCCUUGGUGUUCAAUGAAAAAUUUAGCAGAAGACCCAGCUUGUUCCAGUAGCUUUCUAUAUCCCAUGCCAGGCACAUUAAUGUUUCUCUAAAAUUAGGGAAAGACAGAUGGAGACUAACUGCUCGGAUUUCCUACCUGCAUUGUCUCACUCUGGCUUCUCUGAUUUUGUGAGCCUCGCAACUUUCACUAUAGCUCAACUGCUGCAGGAUUUCAGGCUUCGAAGGGUGUUGUAUGGAGCAUUUAUGUGAUUGGGGAAGCUCAGCCUACUUUCCUGUGAAUGCUUCAGGGUUACAUUGGUUCAGAAUUACUAGCAACAAAGCAACCCAAUCCCCCAUGCCUGUAAUGUGUGACCUGUUCUCUAAGGUCUAUACUAAAUUAUAACAGGAGCCCUAGGCAGUCCAGAAUCCAGCUCUCAGGUGGGAGCCUGAGGGAAGAUAGCGCACAACUGAACAGAUCUUGGUAGGAAAAAAGCUUGAUACAUCACCCUCUGCUAGGGAACUGUUGCUUAGUCUCUUUUGUACCUGUUUCUUUUCAUUUGGUUUGAUACUUUUCCUGGCCAAAUACCCUCUUGGGCCCAAAUCGUCAUCCUACCAUAGUCUUCCGGAAUGCAAACCUCACUUUUUGCUCUGUAUUGUUUAACAUUUACAUGAGAUGUUUUGCUGUAGCUUAAUCUUCCUUAGCUCACUACCACCAUGGUAGCAGGUUCUAGGUGGUGUUGUAGUGCCUUUUGAUUAAUUUAAGUAUUUAAUUUUAUCUUUCAUCGGAUCUUUUAGCCUCUCCAAUGACUUGAGCUUUCUGUUAAAAACAUUGAUGUUAAUAGCUCUUGUAGAGGAAACUAAUAAAGUAUCUGUGUGUGUGUGUGUGUGA
Molecule: messenger RNA, 2025 nt
Organism: Artibeus jamaicensis (Jamaican fruit-eating bat)
Lineage: Eukaryota; Metazoa; Chordata; Mammalia; Chiroptera; Phyllostomidae
Gene: PRPS1
Product: phosphoribosyl pyrophosphate synthetase 1
Exons: 7
Coding region: 149-1105 (318 amino acids)
Biological process (GO): purine nucleotide biosynthetic process; 5-phosphoribose 1-diphosphate biosynthetic process; ribonucleoside monophosphate biosynthetic process
Cellular component (GO): ribose phosphate diphosphokinase complex; cytoplasm
Molecular function (GO): ribose phosphate diphosphokinase activity; magnesium ion binding; ATP binding
Source: RefSeq, a predicted model, not a curated record